Sclerotinia trifoliorum is the source of this 1487-nucleotide messenger RNA. The record is from the annotation of a GenBank genome assembly. NCBI's taxonomy places the organism in Eukaryota, Fungi, Ascomycota, Leotiomycetes, Helotiales, Sclerotiniaceae.
CCUCAUGAAACAGAUCACUCCUCCUCCUCACAUCAGAUUCGUCUCAUAUUCCCGCCUUCAAAAAAUGAUGCCACUUAUAUGAAUGAAUCUCUCAUUCUCUCAUUCCUCCCAUUCACCUCAUUCUAUCCAAAGCCAAGAAUCACAUCUUAAUUAUUUCUCCAACUAAAAGUUUCCAACCUCACUCACUCAAAAUGAACCAUCGACCGGGCCAUGGAGAAGAGCUUCCAUGGGCUAAACCCCUCAGUAUAGAUCUCCUGCACAAAGUCCUCAAAGUAACAUUUCUCCAUCCUUUUGUCGCAUGGAUGAUUCCUCUCUGUAUGCGCGCACAAGCUAUGCCAUGGCAUCAUCAAGCCAUUCAAUAUGCCAUUGGCUAUGCCUCUUUGCUCACCAUGUUAUAUUUCCUCUCGAUACUCAAUCGUCAAAUCGCAUACUCCAAGGCUAGAGAGGUAGAUCUGUCAGAAGAGGUUAUUGUGAUUACCGGCGGCGCAAGCGGAUUGGGAUUGUUAGUCGCGGAAGUAUAUGGCAUGCGAGGCGCAACAGUUGCAGUAUUAGAUGUGCGAGAUUUAGAGAGUGGAGAAGCGAGGGGCGUGAGUUAUUAUAAGUGUGAUGUAGGGAAUCGGGAGGAAGUUUCAAGAGUGGCUGUGGAAAUCGAACGAGAUGUUUGUUCUUCCCUCUAUUUUCAUCUAUGACUAGAAUACUAACAAGUAUAUAAAUAGCUCGGCACCCCUACAAUUCUCAUCAAUAAUGCGGCAAUCGUAAAUGGGAAAACACUCCUGGAUUUGUCUCUCGAUGAAAUUGAGCACAAUUUCAAAGUAAACCUUCUAGGAAGCUUCUACACCCUGAAAGCCUUCCUCCCAGGUAUCGUACGCACCGGUCACGGCACAAUCGUAACCAUGUCCAGCGUCCUAGGACACCUUGGCGCUGCCCAACUCAGUGAUUACAGCGCCUCCAAAGCCGGUUUAACCGCACUUCACCAUUCUUUAACAGCAGAACUCAAAGCACACCCUAAUAUCAAAACCAUACUCGUAGAGCCCGGUCAACUAAGCACGCCAUUAUUUUUCGGAACCGUGACACCGAAUAGUUUUUUGGGGCCGGUAUUGGAACCGGUUGAUGUAGCGAGGGAUAUUAUCGCCACGAUUGAUAAGGGGAGUAGUGCAGUUUUGGCGAUGCCGUUAUACGCGAGGUGGGUUGGCUUAAUGGCAGUUUUACCUGUGGGAGUGCAGGCGAUUGCUAGGAGGCUUAGUGGAAUCGAUGGAGCGAUGAAGACGUUUGUGGGGAGGGGAAAUAUGGGUGAGGAGAAAGAAAGAUUGAUAUAAGUGGAGAGAUUUGAUGCUGGCAUUGAAUCUGGAUGAAUGGAUGAGAUAUAGUGGUUUAAUACAGGUGUAAGAGGAUGAUAUAUAAUAUAUAAAAAUCAUCAUUACAUUAUUUCAUCAUCAGAAUUCACAAAUCAAAUAAAAACAAAAUUUAAAUUUAUCACUUCGCUUAUA